UCGAGUGACUGAGUCAAUGAUCAACUCGCGAUCGCCCAGCACUUGUGUGGAGAUGCGCACAAGGACAUCUGUGCAGCACCGCGCAACGCACAGUACGCCAAGGCAUACUGUACUCUCGCUUCACCGAGGACCAAAUGCACACACAUUGAAACACGAACAUUGAUUUCCUUUGCAAGGAGAGUUUUAACGAGACGAGGGUUUGACUUGACCCUGAAUUAAAAGUAAUACGCAGAUUUUUUUUUUAACAAUUCCGUCGGAAGAGUCUUAACUCUUCCUCCCCGUUCCAGGUGAUGCCCUCUGAUUUCAUCUCGCUCCUCAGCGGGGAUUUGGAUCUCAAUUCACCGAAGAGUGCGUAUUCCAAAGAAUCUGUCUAUGACCUACUGCCAAAAGAGCUGCGGCUUCCUUCAAGUGAAACACAAAUUGUAUCAAUGAGUCAGAAAAGUGGAGGUGAUGAAGCAACUUCUCCCCACUCAGCCGCAGUUGCGCCUGAUGUCUCCUCCAGCGGUGGUCAAAGCAACACCUUCACCCCAUCUUCCAAACCUAGCAUGCAUUCUACCUCAGUAACUGACAACACAUCUAUGCAAGUAGAUAGCUGCACUCCAGAACAGGGGGUAAGUGCUCAUGGGGUAAGUGAAUUACUGAGCUAUGAAAACCAGUUAAGUAAUGCCCCACAGCUACAGUCCACCCCCAAAAGGAGAACAGUCCUCAACAUCUCUCCACCACCUGAAGAUUUGCUGGAUGACAGCAGGAUGUCUUGUCAGGAUGAUGCAGGUGACUCGGAACAGAGCAAUAAUAUUUGGAUGGAUGAAUCAGGCUCUAACUACAGCAUCAUGAGUUCUAGUUCCUAUAACGACAACACAACAGUACCACGGAAAUCACGAAAACGUUCACCUAAACAACGGCCUGGAUUUGUGCGUGUGGAUGAUGAAGAAUCAAAUAUGGAUGUCUUUGAUGCAGACAGUGCAAAAGGACCCCAUUAUGUACUUUCUCAACUCGUCUCAGAAGGCAAAAACAGCUCAAAGGGAAUCAAUGGAACAACAGAACCACCAAAAACUUCUUUAAAGAAGUGCCCAACACUAUGUGCUCACUAUCCUAAUAAAGUUGAGGGCAAAGAACUGAAAGUACUGGUACAACCUGAGACACAACACAGGGCACGGUACUUGACGGAAGGUAGCCGUGGCUCUGUGAAAGAUCGGACACAGCAAGGCUUUCCAACAGUGAAGUUGGAAGGUUACAGUGAACCGGCAGUCCUACAGAUUUUUGUUGGUAAUGAUUCUGGCCGAGUCAAACCUCACGGUUUUUACCAAGCAUGCAAAGUCACUGGGCGAAAUACUACUCCUUGCAAGGAGGUGGAUAUUGAAGGAACAACUGUGAUUGAGGUCAACUUGGAUCCUGGAAGUAACAUGACAUUAGCAGUUGACUGUGUGGGAAUAUUAAAGCUCAGGAAUGCUGAUGUUGAAGCACGUAUUGGCAUUGCAGGAUCCAAAAAGAAAAGCACUCGUGCACGAUUGGCGUUCCGAGUAAAUAUUGUUCGUGCAGAUGGGUCUAUUUUAACUCUGCAGACAUCUUCUUCAUCCAUCCUCUGCACUCAACCAGCAGGAGCACCUGAGAUAUUGAAAAAAAGCCUACAUACUUGUUCAGUGAAAGGAGGUGAAGAUUUAUUUCUGAUUGGAAAAAACUUUUUGAAAGGCACAAAAGUUAUUUUUCAGGAAAACAAUUCAGAUGACAACGAUUCUUGGAAUUCAGAAGCUGAAAUAGACAUGGAACUUUUUCAUCAGAAUCACCUUAUUGUGAAAGUUCCUCCAUACCAUAAUCAACUUAUAACAACACCAGUUUCAAUUGGCAUAUAUGUCAUAACCAAUGCUGGAAGAUCACAUGAAGUACAGCCUUUUACCUUCACUCCAGAUCUGGCAAACUCAUCAGAUAUCAUUGUGAAGAAAGAAAUUGGUGUACAACCAUGUUCCAUUGACGAAGCAAUGAAAGCUGCAGUAGCGAAAGUCACAGGCUGUAAUCCAGACGAGCCAAAUCUUCCCAGUGCCUUGUUGUCACCACUUCUGCCACCUGUUGUGGUGAAGAUUGAAGAAACCAUUACAAUGGACCUGAUAUCGAAUCAGACACCAUCUGCAGUCUUUAAAAAUCAAGAGAUGGGAGCUGGACAGCAGUCUUUAGAAAUCUCUUCAAACAUCACAACUGGGAGUUCAUUCUCUGGAUCUGCCUCAAGGCAAGGAGGAGACAGUGAUCAGCACCAACAAAUUGAAUCAAAUGUGUUUCCAAGCACAGAUGACUUAUCUGCCGUACGGAAGCAAGACAUUUCUCAGCCAUGUACAUUUCAAACAUCAAAAUGUACCACCCAGGUUCAGAAUAAUGAAGGCUUGCUUCAGCAACCAUCCCCGUUUCACAAUACUGGCUUACUGUUAGAUUCAAGAGAAGUACAACCAAGAGACAUUUUGCAGUCCGAUGUAUCCUUAUCCCAAAUGCCCGAGUCAUCACUGCAACAGCAACAGAAGCAACAGCAGUCGCAGACCCAGGCACUCCAAGAACAUUCACCCAAUAUUUUCCAACAGAGCAGCAAUGCAUCACAGUUGCAAAAUGCUUUGCAGUCUAUGCAAUCGGGAAACUUUCAGACAAAUUCUGAAAAUGCCUUAAGUGGCAAUGUAAGUCUUGUUCAACGGACUUUGGAGGCGACUCAGCAACAGUUGGCCUCCGUCUUAUUUACUGGAUCCAGCCCGUCUGAGACGAUGCAGCAACCUGUGGAACAGGUGCAAGAGCAAAUGAACGCAGGGAUGUUCCACCAAGUAAGUGCAAUGCAGAACAAUCUCCCCCGAGAUCUGUUCUCAAAUUCAGAUAACUCGUCUCUCCCUAGAUCUGACAAUGUUCUUUCUGGACCUGAGAAUUCAUUGUCAAAUCAACAAGUGUUGGAAUCCUCAACAAACAUGAUGUUGGGAUUGCAACAGAACAUUUGUCAAGGAUCAGGACAACUGCAGUCAGAUUUGUACCAAUCCUCUUUAAAUGGAAGCCUCCAACAAUCUGAUAUCUUUCAGCAAACUUCUCAUGUUCUGUCUAUUCAAACCAGUGAUGGAAACCAACAUCAGAUACCGCACAGCGGAUUAUUUUCACCCACUACAACAGUAGCUGGGAAUGAAAAUGCAGGAAAUCCACAGCAGCAAACAUCUUCAUCAGGUAUCUAUCAGUGCUCUAAUUCUAUGGUUGCUGUGGAGGACACAUCAGUGCAGCCCAACCAGAGGCAAACGGAUAUGUUUGACUCUAUUGUGCAGUUGCAACAGAGUGGAGAGAAUCAGCCUCAAGUAACUUUAUUUUCAAAUGCAGAUGGCAUUAUCCAUGUUGAAACUGGUGGCUCAUCACAACCAACUGGGAUUUUUCAGCAGAGUGGAGAAAUGAUGUCCAGUCAACCUGGAAACUUCCUUCAGCAAUCCCAUCCAUCGUCAGAACUAUUCCAUCCACAAAAUUCCCUAAAUCAAGUACAAAGUGCAGGUCAUUCACAGUCUGGGCUUUUCCACUGCCCUAACACUGUUCUGCAACAUCAGAAUACUGCUGCUUCCCAAGACCAAGGGCAGUCAGCAUUAUUUCAUUCUCAAGGCUCUUUGGCAGUUCUCCAAAGCUCGUCAAUCGCCCAAGAUCAGCAACAGGGCACUCUUUUUCUUUCCCCAAACUCUUUGCCUUCUCUUCAAAAUAACAACAUUUCACAAGAAAAACAAGUCAGCUUUUAUUCACCACAGAGCACAAUUCCAACACUCCAGAGUUCAGGAAACCCAGAGCAACAAUCUGUGAAUGUCUUUCAGACCCAGGCACAAAUAUCUCAGAUUCAGAAUAACAUGAUUGCUCAAGAACAGCAACAACAGCAGCAGAACCUUUUUCAACAUCAAGUGGCCUUAUCCUCUUCCCAAACUAACUUCCCCCAAAAUCAGCAAGCAUCUAUCUACCAGACCCAACAUUCAAUAGCUGCACUUCACAACAGCCCUUCACCUCAAGACCAACCUCAGAAUGUUCUAUUUAAUUCUCAGAAUUCAUUAAAUAACAGCUUAGCUUCCCAGGAACAACAGCAGAACAUCCUUUUCAACUCUCAGAAUUCCAUGCCUGCAAUGAAUACAAAUUUAACUUCCCAAAAGCAACAGAACCAAACACUUUUUCAUACUCAGCCUAAUAUGGUGUCAGUUAAUCAAGAACAGCAAUCAUCCAUACAAUUCCAAAACCAGACUACGGUUUCUUCACUUCAGAAUAAUGGGACGUCUCAGGGAGAUCAGAAACAGUCGUCCGUUUUUCAUGGUCAGCCUCAAAUGCAGCUUGUUCAAAGCUCAGGAGGCACCCAAAAUCAGCAAGUGACACUGUUCAUAUCUCAAAGUUCAAUGUCUGCAUUACAGAAUAACAUGAAUCAACAAGAUAUACAGCAGUCUAAUGUGUUUAAUCCUCAAAAUAAUGUCCCCGUACUUCAAAACAACACAUCUGUAUCAGGCCAGCAACAAAAUACACUUUUUCACCCCCAUGGGACCAUGAAUCAGCUUCAGAAUUCACCUACGUCAGCACAACAACCAACGGGCUUAUAUUUGUUUGGAAUUCAAAAUGAUUGCGGACAAUUGAUGAGCAUAACAAAUGUGUCUCAGCAAUGCUCAACUGGACCAUCUUUGUCUGAUCAGCUGCUUGUGAUAAACCAGUCGGGGCAAGCGCAGGCCGAAGGACAAGCCGUUUCUCCACUUCUCUCACAGCAGAUGGCUGACACGAGGCAACUAUCAUCUACCAUUCCUGUUGAACAGAACAUGGAAAAAAUUGAUGACAUCCUUGUCUCAUUACAGAACCAGGGAAGAAACAUCAGCAGCUCUUUUAAUCCAUAGGUAUUCGUAUGGUACAAAUUUAAGAAGACAUGAAGAAACGUCAAACCUUUAUGAAACUACAAGCCUGUCAUAUGAAGGGAAAAUAGAACUGUGACUGUACUGUGAAGGGAAAGUUAAAGUAUUGAUAUUGUUUAUAUCCAUUUCCGCUUUUAAAGCCAAUCCUUUGACCUACAUUUUAAAUCAUUAUGAAGCUAAUUAUUUUCAAUUCAGUGCACUUUGAGUGCAUAAAUACAGAUCUUCAGUGAUGAUGUUUUGUUACCAUUCCACUUUGGAAGGUACAACAACUAACAGAGUGCAUCUUUACAGUUAGCCAACUCCCUGUAAAAAACCCUGUAAAUUAACAUAUUUUGGCGCAAAUGUUAUCAAAGCCAAUAAGCACGUGGUAAAUAACACUCAGCAAAAAAACUAAGAAUACGGACUACAAAUUAAGAAACUAAAAGAUCAGAUACUUGUGCUAAAUGUCCAUAUAUAGCGGCAGUGUGAGCUAUACGCUUUUUGAAAUUCAAAUUAAUUACAUUUCAGAAGUGUUGUACAAUGUGCCAUCAUUUCAGUGUGUCGAGAAGCCAAGAAAUAGUUGAUAUCAUGUGAUCUCUUUACCAGUUGCAUCCACCAAAGUAUGCAGAUCCAUAAUAUAUAUCCUCAUAACAUAUCACCAAGAUUCAGCAUAGAUCAGGAGCCACAAAGGUGUACUUUCAUUGGUGAAAUUUGGUAUAGCUGCAAUGAAGACAUUUGGAAAACAGAUAAAGGAAUUUUAAAUCUGUGUCUGUCCUGGAAAAUUUUGCAAUUAAAUUGACAGCAAACUGUAGACAUAAAAAGGGAUUUGGGAAAGGUUGAUAAUUUCUAUAUUCUUCCUCAAAUGGCAUGCAGAAUUCAUUUGUACGUGUGUGGCUGGACUGAUAGAUGCUAGACUCAGUGAUGGAUUCUGACUUUCUGCCUGUGUAUUUUUUUCCAUAAUAAAAGUAGACUACUUAUUCUAAGUCCUCAAUCCUAUUUGGAACUGCAAUGACAAAUUAAGUGAACUGACUCCAUGAAAAGUGACUAUGGCAAAAAAAGAACUGUAACCUUGCCUUACUGAGAGGAAGAAAAUACAUCACUUCAUUGACAUAGAUGACAUGGCAUCUUCGGUAUUAUAAAAGCAUAAUUGAUACAUUAUUUUGGCCCAACUGAAUUUAGUAUGACCCUUUACUAUUAUUACCAAUCCUGUUCUCUCAUAGUGACCUCUUUGUUUAUUGAGUGUGUGAUGUAUUUGCUCGACUGCAAAGGGACAAGAAGUCUAAUCUUUUUAAAUUAUUUUUUGUUUUAUACUCAUUGUCUGCAGCCUGUUUCACAAAGAGGGAAAUGUUAUCUUCCCAACAGUUGUGCAAAGAGAUGACCUUUCUACCCAUUAACAGAAGACGGUCUAUCAGACAGCAAUUAAGUGAUCAAUUUUCUCAGUUGAGUAGGUCUUUAUCUUGAUUAGAAAACUAGUAAAUUCCCUUUUCUGUUUGCCAACUAAUUUGAAUGUUAAGACCAUCUGUCCACAAGGGCUGUUACUGAAAUAGGAGGUACAGUUUAAAACGGUUACACCCUCUGUGUUUGACUGCUCCACUGCAAAUCUCCUCAAGGUAUGCCUACUUUGAAGAUGUUAUCCUCCUCUUUCCAAUGGGAGUUCUGUAACCUCUUCACUUACUGCUCCCCUUCUGUGUGAGUCUGAAGAAUGGUCCAGACCUAAAACAUCACAUUUCCAUAUUCUCCAGGGUUGCUGCCUGACCCACUGAGUUACUCUAGCAUUUUGUGUCUGUCAAUAAAACUUCACAUCAGAACACUGUAAUUGCUGAUUAUGUUCAUGUUAUAUUCUAUGUUAAUGUCAAUCUCCAGGAUUGACAUUAAGGAAUAGGAUGAAUACUGAUAUUUGUUCAUUUGUGGCAGGCAGAGGUAAACCCCUCGCGUAUGUAAUUUGAAUAAUCAGACAAUCCAACAGUGAGGAUAGACACAAAAAACUGGAGUAACUCAGUGGGACAGACAGCAUCUUUGGAGAGGAAUGGGUGAAGUUUCAGGUCGAGACCCUUCUUCAGACAAGACCCGAAACGUCACCCAUUCUUUCUCCAGAGACACUGCCUGUUCCUCUGAGUUACUCCAGCUUUUUGUGUCUAUCUUCAAUUAAACUAGCAUCUGCAGUUCCUUCCUACACAAUCCAACAGAGGCAUGUGUAAUCGCCAAUUAUAGAACAGCUCAAUCUCUGAUAGAUUGUACUGAUCUAUAUUAAUUGAGUGAUCACUCCAAGCCAUCCUCAAUAAGUUCAAGGGCACAAUUUGGGAACUUCCAUGAUUGGUAGCACAUUUUUCAACUUCUUAAAUGGUGUUUUCUUCAUCUGCAAAUUAGAAAAUGAUGACCAAAAUCCUGAGGGCUAUUCAAAUCAGAGGACAACAUAAGAAAGGUUUAAAGGGAUAUGUGGGCAAAUGGGACUACCUUGGAUGGGAAUCUUGGUAGGCCAAAAGGCCAAAUGGUCUAUUUUCUUCCUGUAUGAAUGUGUGCCUGUUUCGCACUUGGUUCAGAUAUAAUAAUCUAAUAUCUUAGGUACACAUGCAUAAUGUAUGACCCUGUGACAUUCCCAGUAUUUUCCUGUUCCUGUUAAAUAGUACUACUGAUAGAGUUGUAAUUUUAUCCAGUCUGUUAGUUCAAUACUGAUUUUUUUAAUGAAAGUUUUUUUUGCAUAUGAUAAGCAAGAUGCGGUUCCUUAAUUUUGGUAGUAGUCUGAACAGCAGUUUAUACCAGAAAAAAAUUGUACAUCUGUGUGCUGAAAGAUUUAUAAUAUGAAACUAAAACAACAACUGCUGUAAUGAAAGUUAAAAUCACAUUGUACAUGUGCAUCCCCGUGACUAUCUAGAGAGAUGGUUGAUCUAGAAGAACAUGCAAUGGGCAGGUGAAUGGAAACAUUUUUCUACCAUAAAUCUAAUAUUGGAACUAAUUUGGUGUUGUAGAAUAGCGACAAUUUGCAUUUGCUGUUAGAAAUGCAAAUUAAAAUUGGAUUUAGAUAUAGUAUUACCUUUUUAAUGUGAUGAAAACCAAAGUUUGAAUGUGUUCUAUAACUUUAUACAUUUCUAGUUUUAAGUCAAUCUUUAAUAGCUAUAUAAGUAUUGUGCAAACCUAAUGUAAAUAUUGCAAUUUUGGUACACAUAAAUAUUAAUGUAACGUCAUGUUGCCAGUCAGUAUUAAGUUUCAGGCUCCCUUGUUACAAGGUAUCCGUAUUAGAUAUCAAGGAAGAAGUGGAAAGUUGCCCCGGUGUAGAUACCUGACCAUUAAAUCUAAUCCAUCUCCAAUGUAAAAGAACUUACCAUCAAAUGUAAUCACGGUUUCUCCAAUUUUAACACUAAGAAAUGAAUAGUUAUCCAACUACAGCUUAUGAUUAAAGUAGAGAAAGUAGAUAUGAUGCACAUUGUACAUAAAACAAAAAGGACAAACAUAUCAAAUGUGAAGCAGAAAUGGAUGCAUAACAAUAUUUCAGAGAUCUAUAUAUUAACCAACAUACAACCUGGCUUUUCAAUUUUUACUGCACUCUGUUAGCAUGUCCACUGGGAUGAGCUGGAUAAUGUAGGCAAAGCAGCUAAUUUUCCUUUGGAAAGAUGAGCUUUGGUUAAAAUCUAAGUAAAUGUGCUCUAAUAAUGGAAUCUCCAGCACUUUAUUCAACUAAUAUUGUGACCAUUGAUUCCCUUGAAUGUGUCAGUGAUGUUUUAUUCCUGUCAACUGUCCAGAGUACUACUUUUAAGUAUUUAUGUUUAUGAAAAGUCAUUUAAUUGUAUAUUUCCUUUCUGUUUAAUGUAAAUAUUUAAACUAUUUUCUUACUGUGCACAUUUUGAGCCAUGCAAAAACUUUAAGCAGCUACUUCUCUUCCUUAAGAAGCACUGAAGAUGUUUCGGUGGUACGGUCUUUACUUGUUAUGAAGGGAGCUUCAGCUGCCUGACCAGCUUUUAGAUCAGUCAUUUUAAAUACAGAAUUUCUAUUCAAAUUUGGAUGGUUUAUAUCUAAUGUAUGUUUCAUUUUUGGAAAGCAGCAUUUUUUAUAUGUGUGUGUGUAUAGAAGAUAUACAUACAUAUAUACAUUCACACAGAUAUAUAUGAAAUGGCAUCAUAUUUUGUUAUUUGUACUAAGUAAGUACAAUCAAAUUAUAAACUUUACCACAUAUUUCAGUGGUGGCUGACUUUGUCAAAAUGAGUUUGGAUUGGCACUUUUGCUACUGUUUUUGACUGAUUUUAAAUGUUUUAAAUGCAAAUCAAAUAUUUAUGGGGCAUAGUGUAAACUAGUAGGGCUAAAUAUCUUUUGUAAGUGUCUUUGCAUGAAAAUGAAUAUAACCAGAAUAUAGUGAAUGAAAGCAGAUGAUUAUUGUUUGGAUUUCUGCACAUCAGUGUUUCAUUCUAUCAUGAGGCAGAGCCAAAACAUGCAUUAAAAAAAUAUAUAGCUGACGUCUUUUGAAUUCAUUACUUACUUUGAUUCUAUUAGUUGUCUUGUACCAUUUUUAUUUUAUUACUGCUAGUACAGAUGGUAGCAGUCUAAAUAAAAGAAAGUGAAUUUAAGUAGCUGAACAAAAUCCUGACUCCACUGUGUAUCACAACACACAAUCCAUUUCGAGCUCUCAUUUGAUGCCAUAAUCUGACUUUUAUUUUGCAGUCUCCUGUCCAGUUGAUAUUGAUUAUUGCAAGUUCCCAGAAGCUACAGCGUUGUUGACUCUGAACAUUAAAUCAUCUAUUGAACAUGUUUAACCCUAUUUAAUGAGCUAAAUCUUUUGUCAUUAUUUCAUGGGGGUUUUUUGUGGCAUCAGAUUUAUGAAAAUCAUUUCCAGAGUGGAGUAUCAUUGUCCCCAAUCCCACCCCACCUAUAAAACAGCCCAACCAUUCCGUAAGGCCAUUCCCUCUCUCUCCUUCAUCUCACAACUCUGGUUCCAGACGUGCUGGACUUUGGAUGUUACUGAAACAUGUAAUGGCACCCCAAGCUGAAAUGGUUGUUGGCAGGCCAUACAUCUCUUAACUUUUAGAUCUUUCAAAAACCUUUUUAGUUCAGUUGUGCCAACUUUCUAUGUAUCAGAUUUUGGCCCUGUCACUUACAUAAGGUUUUAUCACUUAAAAUGAUGAUGAAGGACUUGAGCAUGUAUCUCUACUGUGGUCUGCUUUUCUUCCUAAUCAAAGGCACACAGUUAUUAGACAAUAAUUCAACCAUGGGGUGGUACAGCGGUAGAAUUGCUGCCCCACAGCACCAGAGAGACCUGUGUUUGAUCCCGACUGCGGGUAUUGUCUGUGUGGAGUUUGUAACCGGGUGAGUUUUCUCCGGGUGCUCCAGUUUUCUCCCAAGAAAUGCGGACACUGGUUUUAGAUGAAUAAUUUUGAAAGAGCAAGACUCACUUAUAUUUAAUAACUAUUAGGAAAUUUGUAAAGAUUUAAGUUUUCAUUCAGAAUAAAAUUAUUAAUUUUAAUAAAGACUUUUAGUAUCAGGAGUGAUGGACCUGUCACGUGGCAAAACAAAUAAAUAAAUAGCUUUCUUGCUUGUAAUAUUUUAAUAUUUGAAUUUGAAAAUAUGAAACUUUAUUACUAAAACUUCAUUUUUUGGGGGAUCAUCACUGCUUUCUGUAUAAAGCAUAUCUUAUUCUAGUACGUCAUGACCAAUUUCCCUCCGGGGAUGAAUAAAGUUCUAUCCUAUCGUAUGAAAUAGACUGUAAUUGAUUAAAAACAUUUACAAGUCAUCCAACUGUCUUUCUUCAAGAAAAUGAGAAUUAAAAUCCACUAAUCUUUUGCUGUGAUUCCCUAGUCUAAAUUAUAAUAGCUUGAUUAUGUUUGAUGAAUCUUGUUUCUAUUUGCAUUUUCUUAUUUUUUUGGAAAAGAAAGCACCGUUGAGAUUUUAUACUAAUUGUAAGGUUUGUUCAGUUGAGAAUUGCUUAAGUUCCACUUUCUCAGCAGAGGAACCUGCUUGCAGAUCAGAAAGCUGACACAACAAAUCCAACUUUCACAUACGUCACACUCCCACAUGUUGCACAAAUUAAUUUAUCUUUAUAUGCUUCUAAUGAAGGUUGUUUUUUUUAAAUCCUUUUGUUCCGUGUAUCAAAUCAUAGUGCAAAAAUAAUUUAAAUUAGAACACUGAUUCAGUGACAUCUCAUAUGACAUCUAGCAAGGAGUAAUAAAGAAAUAUUCAGAUUUUUUUUAAAUAUUGUCCUAAAAUUAUUAUGAAGGUCACACAAAUAUUUAACAUUAAAUAAAACUUUUGGUGGUAAUGAAAAUAGAAAUGGCUGGAAACACUAGAUAUGUUGGGAAAUAUUAGGAGAGGGAGAAACAUUUAAUGUUUCAGGUCAAAGACUUUUCAUUUGGAAAAAUAUAUGCUAGCUUUAAAUUAUAGAGAGAGCAAAAGAGAUUAGAUAGGACAAAGGGAAUAUCUCCUAUAGGAUGAGGCUUGGGCUCCGUUUCAGAUUUCCAGCAUCUGCAGAUUGUUGAUGGUCCUUUUGCAAUAAUAAAUGGUUUGUAUAUUUUGUGAGGUCCCUGGGUUUUUAAUGCAAGACAACGUUGGUUUGUGCAAUGUAUAAGGAGCAUUCUAACAGAAGGUUUUGGCUGGUAGUUUACGAACAGUGCACUUUGGUGUUUUCAUCGACAAUAGGAGCAGCACUCUGUAGCAAACAGUAAUUCCAUAUAUAAUGAACAAAUGUGAAAAAAUAUGCUAUGUUUUAAUUACAUGUCCAAAAUCAAUGUAGCAAAAUAAAAUGUUGCUCCACAUGACCCUACUCUUCAGAAUUACAUCCCUACAUCUUCCAGUGAUUUUUUUUUUAUGACAAUUUUUACUUCUAUGAAAUAUUCUCCAAUUUCAUUAGUGUUUUUAUAACUUUAUCAUUGUCUAGUCAGAAUUUGUCCGUCAUAUUCUUUGCUAGCCCUAUUAACACACUUAAAAUGAAGAUACAUAGUAUAUAUUUACUUUUAUAAUUGUACAAGAUAUAUGAAAUGCCUCAAUAAUGUUUGAUUUCAUUUUAAUUUUUUAAAGAGAUGGUUCAGUGGUUCAUUUUGCAAUGCAUAAUAGAAAUGGAUGACAUUUCUGAGAAUUAUCAUCUUUAUUUCUCAAUGUAAAUAUGUCCAAAUCCUUGAUAUAUAUCUCAGAAUAAUGAGGAAAUUGUAUACUUAGAUUAUUUUCUUUCCUCUUUUAAGAAUUAUAUUUUGGUUUUCUGUGCAUUAAAACGCAUAAAAGCUACAGAUAUUGUUCUGUGUGUACUUGUAGUUAGGGCACAUUUGUAAUAGCAGCAAUGCCUUUAUUUAUUUUCUUCAACCAGUUUAAUUUGUACAAUAACAAAGUGGACUGACAGGUUACUCUGGAAUACCUGAAAGAAACGCCUAUUUGGAAAUAGGUUUGUGCCACAAAAGUUAUCUCAACUUUUCUAAAGGUCAGGAAUGUUUUUAAGGGAAACAUAUUUGCAUUUUAAAACCGUGUGAAUUUAAUUCAAAAGACUUAGAGCAAAAUCACUUUAAUAACAAAAUUAUUGUUAUUACAAAGGUUCUGGUUGGAUUGCAAGUUAUACCAUCUCUAUUUACCCUCUAUAGUAGAAGGUUAAGCAAUUUUACACUAUUAGAAAAUAAUAGGGAUGAAGUAUAGAAAUAUCCACCAGAUGUUUUGAAAUUGGUUUUAUUCGAGUCUUGUGAAGCAAUGGUUGGAAAUCAAGACUUGGCUGGAAUUUAUAUCUGGUACUGUUUCAAGUCUCUUUUACACAUUACGUUGUGUUUUCAGAUCUCUGUUAAACUGUUGAAUGGAGAACUUACCGUAACAGAUCAGAAUUCCCACCUGUAACACAAGAAAUGAAAAAUAAAUAAAUCCAAAGACAUUUUAAGUUACUGUCAAAGAUAUUCUCUGGCAGUAUAUUAACAGAUGUGUUUAUUUUAUUUACAACAUUUCUUACCCAAGGCAUAUCAUUAAAUUUUCCAUCAGAGAUCAUAUUUCACCAUUCCUAAUAACUGCAAUAGUGUAUCACUGGCUGGGGAAGCAGAGAAGUCAUUGACCGCCUGCUGGUUCUUUUCAGUGCACUAAGUGCAUAUAUGUCCAACUGAUAUCACUGAUGAAUUCCAAUAUUCUCUUCACUCAUUCAGAGCAAAAAUGCAGAAUUGUUUUUGGUAAAGCAUAAUCUGGAAAGGGGUUUAUGUGUUUAAUUUACUUUAGAAUUGAAGCCAUUAGCUAUGUUGCACCUUGAACCACUGAAACGCCUUUUUAAAUGUCCUGCUAUGAUGUGAAAUCAGCACCGAAAUGUGUUACUUAUAUUAUGCUUAAGUAGUCAUUACUAACAGCACUGAUGUGGGUGGUUUGGGAGCUACUUCUUGCAUAGAUGUUUAACUGUCGAAUUAAAAAAAUAUAUUAUGCUUUUGUUGGGACAUUUGUAUACUCUAAGCAAUUAUAUUUCUGUACAUUGCUGCUAUAUAUAUAUAUAUA
Messenger RNA from Amblyraja radiata (thorny skate), 13265 nucleotides. It is a transcript of the gene nfat5b, whose product is annotated as nuclear factor of activated T cells 5b. The record is from RefSeq and is a predicted model, not a curated record. Gene Ontology annotation, biological process: calcineurin-NFAT signaling cascade; regulation of transcription by RNA polymerase II; cytokine production. NCBI's taxonomy places the organism in Eukaryota, Metazoa, Chordata, Chondrichthyes, Rajiformes, Rajidae. Gene Ontology annotation, molecular function: DNA-binding transcription factor activity, RNA polymerase II-specific; transcription factor binding; RNA polymerase II cis-regulatory region sequence-specific DNA binding. Gene Ontology annotation, cellular component: transcription regulator complex.